AUGGCCGAAUCCAUCGAGACGGAGUAUCGCUUGAUCAAGCAUCGCCGGCGCGUCAGCGUCAUCGCCGCCAAGGCUAGACAAUUCGCUCGCGACGGAAUAAAAUAUCGCGUUCAUCACAAGACGACCAACAGCACCCGGCCCAGCACCCGACAGGCGGAUGAGAUCAUCGACAUCAGUGGGCUGGAUCAUGUCAUCACUGUCGACCCUCGCCGGCGCCGCGCGGCCGUGGAACCAAAUGUAUCAAUAGCGACUCUCGUCACGGCCACGCUCAAGCACGGCCUCAUUCCUGCCGUUGUCCCUGAGUUCCCUGGCAUCACCGUGGGCGGCGCCUUUUCCGGCACUGCGCUCGAGAGUUCUUCAUUCCGCUAUGGUCACUUUGAAAAGUCUGUCGCUUCUCUCGAGGUCAUCCUUGGAAACGGCAACAUCGUCACCGCCUCGCCCGUCGAGAACUCGGACCUCUUUAGUGGUCUCGCUGGCUCUUGUGAUAUUACGCUGCCGGGAAACACCGUUGCGGCCUUCCUCGACUGGGUCAACAACAACUUGGGGAUUUAUCCUGUCUGGAUCUGCCCCGUAAGAGUCAUUCCCGACAGUCGCAACCGUGAACGUUGCCACAAUAUCAAUGUCAAUGUACGAUUGUGGGGUCCCAAGACCAUCCACGGGCCUGAUGACGUUCCAGGUCGCGACAGCCCCGAGGCCUUUGAGCGAUUCAUCCGGGAUAACAAGAUGAUUGAGCAGGCUACUCGCGAUCUCGGCGGUACCAAGGUGGUUUACGGCGACAACUACUACACGGAAGAGGAAUUCUGGCGAAUUUACGACAAGGAGUUUUACGAUGAUCUCCGCGACAAGUGGGGUGCUGCCGGCCUUCCCAGCCUCUGGGACAAGCUCGGCAACCCGAACCCGACCUACAAGGAACAGCCUUCUCGCUCCAAGGCUAUCAUGAAAGUUCUCCUGAAGCGCGACUAUCUCCUCAAGAAGUGA
Colletotrichum lupini is the source of this 978-nucleotide messenger RNA. Its product is annotated as FAD binding domain-containing protein. Gene Ontology annotation, biological process: steroid metabolic process. The transcript has 2 exons. Bases 1 to 978 code for a protein of 325 amino acids. NCBI's taxonomy places the organism in Eukaryota, Fungi, Ascomycota, Sordariomycetes, Glomerellales, Glomerellaceae. Gene Ontology annotation, molecular function: Delta24(24-1) sterol reductase activity; FAD binding. Gene Ontology annotation, cellular component: membrane; cytoplasm. The record is from RefSeq and is a predicted model, not a curated record.